Seminavis robusta is the source of this 2258-nucleotide messenger RNA. The record is from the annotation of a GenBank genome assembly. Lineage: Eukaryota; Bacillariophyta; Bacillariophyceae; Naviculales; Naviculaceae.
GACCUCACGAAUUCACCACGUGCGGGUUCAAAUGAACCCUAAUGUGAUAGAUUAAGGUUACAACCAGUGGGCUAACGGAUCGGCACAUGGGACAUGGGGACAACAACAACACAACAUCGUAGAGACAUCUCUAAUAUGCUAGUUGUCGACCAUGGUGGAAGCAACGUUGUCGAGCACAUUCAGCAGCAGCCACAAGGCCGCAAUAGAGGAUGAAAAUACAAGUGGCGACCCUCCACCAAAGGCACCUCCCAGCUUGGAAACUCUAUUUCAAGAUGCCAUUACCAUUGAAAUCCCCUUGGGCGUGACGGUGGAUCUUGGCGUGGCAAUCAAACGGACCAGGACUCGUCGCAUUGAUGCUCUCUACAAGGCAUUUCCUUCCUUGAAAGAAAAAGAUGAGAAUGAAACACCGGAAGAUGAAGAAGAUGACGACGACGAAGAUGUGGACGAUGACGAAGCGGAAAGUGAAACAGAAGGCGAGCCCAAGAAAAAGAAAGCCAAGAAAGAAAAACCACCGACGACGGCCAACAACAACAAUACUCUGGAUCGAUCGUCCGAUAUGGUACCGCAGCGACACGAAUUUGGAUCCAUUGUGGAUUACCUAGAAGCCAAGUAUGUGAGGGGCGUCAUGAUUCAAGAAGAGAGCGAGACUGGUGCUGCUGCUGCUGGCGAGGAAGGAGACAAUAUUAAUGAAGACGGCGAAAACAACAACAAUAAACGAAAAAUGGACGAAGACGACGAAGGAGAUGGAAGUGUCUAUUCCGAAUCUAGUUUCUUGGAUGACCGCGAUUUGAAGCGAGAUAUUGCGGAACAAGUGCUGGCGCAAACAACCACGACAAAGGUCGAACUGGAAGGAGAUGAUGAUUUCUUUGUCAAUGUCGGUGAUUUGGCAGUAGAGGAGACAGAAUUGACUGAACAAAACUAUGAUCCUUUGGAGGAUAGUCCCACCAAACCGAAACCAACCAAAAAACGAAAGAAACCAAGUACCGCCACACCCACUGUGGCAGGCUCUGCUGCGGCAAAACCCACCAACAAGGAAACGUCGCCUCCCCCAAAGAAGAAGGCCGUAGUGGCCAAGAAGAAAAAGGUAGACGACACCAAUACCAAGAGCACAGCCAAAAAGAAACCCGACAAAAAGAAAGCAAAGGAUGCAAGUGCCAAAAAGGAAGGGACCACCAGCAAGAAAGAAGCAGCGUCCAAGAAGACCAAGGCAACCAAGGAGGCUGACAAGGAAGACAACAAUGAGAGUGAUGGUUCUUCCGAGGCAGCGCCUGCAGCGGUUGCGGCUGCUGCAGCCAGUAGCAAGAAGCUUCCGAAAAAGAGCAAUGAUGAGUUGAAGGUGCUAAAGGAAAAAGCAUCAAAAUUUAAGAAGAUUAUGGACAAUCGCUAUGCCAUCGUCAAGAAAAUGAUCAAGGACAUGUCCAAAGACCAGCUCCCGAGGCGACCACCCCUCAAGUCCAAGGUGACAAUCACCUGUCCACCCACAAAGAAAGAGGGCGACGAAGUCACUUUUGCAAAUCCACAUAUUCCGGGGCAACGGUUGAAAGUGCAGGUACCGAAAGGCACCUUUGCUGGAGAAACGUUCAAGGUCACUGUCCCAGUUCCCAAAACAGCCAUCGGCGACGAUGAUGAAGGUGUUGAUCACAACAAAUUCCCUCGCGAACUACAAGAUCAACUCGACAUGUACGCUCGUGAAUACGAUGACUUUUGCAAACAUGAAGGAGAAUACCGUCAUGCCAAGAAUGAAGAAUACCCUAUCCAUUUGGAAAAGCGCAAAAAGUAUGACCAAGUGGUGAAGGAGUUCCCCAAGAACUUGAUGACGACGAUUGACCCCGAGUACAUGAAAAAGUUGGUCCGGCGGGCACGUCAGAAUAAAUCCAAGCGUAGCAAGACGGCCGCAGUAAGGCGAAAUACCGGCGAUGCUGCUGCAGCUUCACCUCCUGGUCAACCCGAGGCAGUGACAUCGUCACCAGGCCCAGCACCAUCUGCGACUGCGCCAGCACCACAACCUCCCCAGCCAGUUGCGUCAGAUCACGAGCAAGAAGAAACAGCAGAACAGAGCGAGGAGGAAGAAGAGCAGCCAUCGGGUAGUCCUGCAACGCACCGCACUCUGCAUGUGCCUGAACGCGGUCAAAUCUUCCCAGCAAGGCAGUUCAACAUGGCGGACUUUCACAGUGCCGCUGCAGGAUUGCCCGGCUCUAAUCCUUAGCUGAACCCAGGUCCAGGAUAUCUAAUCAAUACCGUAGCAUUACUUGUUUGUC